Molecule: messenger RNA, 2058 nt
Organism: Triplophysa rosa
Lineage: Eukaryota; Metazoa; Chordata; Actinopteri; Cypriniformes; Nemacheilidae
Gene: gcnt3
Product: glucosaminyl (N-acetyl) transferase 3, mucin type
Exons: 1
Coding region: 98-1399 (433 amino acids)
Cellular component (GO): membrane
Molecular function (GO): acetylglucosaminyltransferase activity
Source: RefSeq, a predicted model, not a curated record
CUAUAUAAACACAAGAAGCCGCUGUAAUACCUCACUCACAUUGCUUUUCUCCGGGACCUACUUUCUGACAGUUGUCUUCCUGACACCACGGCUGAAAAUGGGAUUUACCAGGCAAAGGUAUCUGAAAAUAAUCUCCAUCUUUUCGGUGACUGUAACAGUGCCCUUCCUCUUACUGAAUUCACAGAAGAACAAAUGCUCUGAAAAGGCAAAACGGGACCUGAGUCACUUACUAAAGCAGAGUGUUGAAGAACUUCAGGCUUGUUCUGCUAUCAUCCAAGGAGACAUGGACGGGGUGGACAGCAGAUACUUCGGCAAGCUCCUGGCCUCCAAAAAGAGAACGUCCUUGUUGUCCGAGUCCUUCUAUCUUAAUUCAACCACGGACUGUCAGGCAUUCAUCCGAGACAGUGGAUUUAUGACUGUUUCUCUCAGUGAAGAGGAGAGAGAUUUUCCCAUUGCUUAUUCCAUGGUGAUCCAUGAGAAGAUCGAGAUGUUCGAAAGGUUGCUCAGAGCUGUUUACGCUCCGCAGAACGUGUACUGUGUUCACGUAGACCAAAAGUCUCCGGAGGUUUUCAAAGAAGCCGUCGAGGCCAUUGUGUCUUGUUUGCCCAAUGUUUUUGUGGCUAGUAAACUAGAAAGCGUGGUCUACGCCUCCUGGUCUCGAGUUCAAGCGGAUGUCAACUGCAUGCAGGAUCUACUUAAAUCACCCGUUCAGUGGAGAUAUCUGCUCAACACCUGCGGCACUGAUUUUCCUAUUAAAACGAAUGCGGAAAUGGUGCGGUCCAUGAAACAUCUCAACGGGAAGAACAGUAUGGAGUCUGAGGUCACAAGUGAACACAAAAAAGCCCGUUGGAUGUAUCAUCACAACGUCACCAACGUGGUGAGACAGACAGACGUUAAAAAGACGCCCCCGCCAAUAAAGUCACCCAUGUUCUCUGGAAGUGCUUACUUUGUGGUUUCAAGAGAGUUUGUGGAACAUCUUUGCAAAAGCAAAGAGAUUCAAGAAUUCAUGGAGUGGGAGAAAGAUACGUACAGCCCGGAUGAGCACAUGUGGGCUACGUUACAAAGAAUGCCUUCAGUGCCCGGAUCCAACCCUCCAAACAAGAAAUACGAGCAGUCGGACAUGAAUGCAGUCGCUCGUCUGGUGAAGUGGAGCUACCAUGAAGGCGAUCUGAAAAAUGGGGCUCCUUACCCACCAUGCACUGGGAUACACAGACGGGCAGUGUGCGUCUAUGGAGCUGGCGACUUGAGAUGGAUUGUCAGGCAAAAGCAACUUUUAGCAAACAAGUUUGACCCUGAAGUAGACAACGUUGCGAUCAAAUGCAUGGAGGCUUUUUUGAGAUACAAAGCUAUUUAUGGACGGUCAUUAUUAACGGUCCAAAAAUCAGACAUUUUUUUAUGAUGCUAUAGGUUUGAUUGUGGUAUUUAUGUAAAUGUUGUAUAUAAGAUUCGAAACUUUGACUUGAAAGUAAUAUAUUACUAAUAAUAUAUUAGUAAUACAUUAUCAUAUAUACAUAUAUAUAAUGAAAUAAAUGCGCAAAGGAAUAAACUAAAAAAAGCACUUUAUAUACAGGCGGAGCCAAUAUACCAUGCAAACAGAUUUAAGUUAGGCCUAGCUUUAGGAAGUUCAACUUUGGAUGUCCAAAUUCACUGUUUUUCAGGAAAUAAAAAACACACUGUACUUUGUAAAUGAUUCAAUUAAAUAUUGUGUUGUUAAAGUUGACAAGCACUUUUUAAUCAUUUUGUUAUGGUUGGAUGUCUGCAAAACCCAGUGACAAAUAUAAAGGGUAACUAUAUUUGAUUUAUGACCAAAAAUAAAAAUCACGAAAUAUGGAGAUAUGAGGCUUCAGAAAGACGGCAGCAAGUAAAACUGACUUUUCUCACGUUUAUCAGAUGUUUUUACAUAGCAGAUGUUUUCCGGAUCUUUAGCAGACAUCUUAUGCUGGGCAAUUUAAUGCAAAUGUCAACCUUACCAUGAAAAAAUGUUUUUACAAAAGGUUUUCACCAUAGCACAGAUGUGAGCAUUUGGUGGUUUAAGUACCCAUGUAAGCUCUCAAGCUU